Anolis carolinensis (green anole) is the source of this 1442-nucleotide messenger RNA. It is a transcript of the gene smagp, whose product is annotated as small cell adhesion glycoprotein. The record is from RefSeq and is a predicted model, not a curated record. Bases 464 to 754 code for a protein of 96 amino acids. Lineage: Eukaryota; Metazoa; Chordata; Lepidosauria; Squamata; Anolidae. The transcript is spliced from 4 exons.
AACCCCCAGAGUCGGACACGGCUAGACUUAAAGUCAGGGGAAAACCUUACCUUUUACUAAGCCUUCCUGAACUUAAUUGCUCUUUAUUACUAAUUCCUGAGCACAAACAGAAGCAUUGUGAGCCUUUUCUUAUAUUCCCUACUUGCCUGCUUCUGACUGGCAGCAUUACAAAGAGUUAAUGAGGUGUAAGCGUUUGUUCGGAUGACGCUGGCGUUUAUUGUCAAGGUAGUGAAACUGGAAAGGUGAGGCAGGAUUCGGGCAGGGGAACGCCUUAGCCUAGUCACCAGAAAGCCAGGCACCACAGGAAGAAACUGAAGCUGAAAGAGGUACCCAGACUGAGAGAUACUCGGGCAGCUAGACGGCACAGGAGAGACAUAUUUUUGGCUCCAGUGUCACUUUAAUCAGUUCUGAAAGUGCUUGACGUUUUACAAGACAAAGAAGUUGCGGAGGAAGAGGUGAUGCCAUGGCAGCUGUUCCAACACCACCACCACCACCCAUAGAAAUGUCGACCAGCCCCUUUAUGAAGAAAAUGAAUGUGCCGACUUCACAAGAGGACGUCAACGUAACUGUCAUAGGAGCUGUCAUUGCUGUGGUUUUCAUCACUCUCUGUUCGGUUGUUGUGCUAAUCGUCAUCUACCUGUACAAGAACAAAGGCAGUUACCACACCUAUGAGCGCCCUGAAGCAGAUCCAGAGGGCUCUGUCCAAAUGGAAGACCUGUCUUGUAAAGGCGAAAAGGAAGAAUAUUUUAUAUAAAAGGAUGCCAGGCUGCCAGCACAUUUUGGACACUAGGAUCUUAAGUAAAGAGCUUAUUUAUUUCAUGUUGUUUUAUAUCACAUCUUAACCUGAGUUAGGAGUUCAAACUUAACCAGGCAGUGAAAUGGGAGUUAUAGAUUAUGAUGUACCCUGAAAUGUGCAAAGGUUAGAUUACUAUGUAAAUAUCAUAGAUGAUAGAGAUGGGAAAGAUGUGGCUUUCCAGUAUGGUUGGAUUACAGUUCCCUUCAUCCAUCACCAUUGGCCUAUGCUGACUAGAGUUGUUGUGAGACACAGCCCAACAUGUAUGGAAGGCCACAUGCCCCCCAUGCUUGAUUUAGCCUUAACCACCCACCAGUUUGUUUAUUUGGGGUUAGACAUAUUAAUCAGAAUAAUGAUACUUCUUGCAGUAGAACUGUCAUAUGGGUAUGAGAAUAUAAGAGGGAAGGUCAGGCUGAAUGACAAGCUAUUUCCAGCACCUGUAACAAAAAUGUAGUUUGUCUUUUCCCAGAAUUCAUGGCCUAUGAACAGUAGGCUUCUCUGAAGUUUUACAUCCAGCAGUAUUAAAUACUCACGCAUGAAACUGAAAUACACAUUUAGUGUCAUUUGAAACUGUCCUCUUGGUCAAUCUGUUCCAUGUGUUGAAUUCUAUAGUCAUCCCAGGACUGGAAUAAACAGGUUUCUUGUUUUA